GCCUUACCAACAGACACGUUCACCAUCGUAGUUCAUGCGCCACCGAUACUAAAUUUUACGGUUAAAGCCACUCCACGCGUGUCAGCAAUCGCCGGUAUAAUAUCUGCCUCGAUCGCUGAUAAGUCUCUUCGCAAGAGGAAUAGUCAAACUAGAACAACAAUUGUGAAUUGAAAAACUUGAAAAUGUCGACUUUCUUGUAUUUUGCUUAUGGAAGUAAUUUAUUAACUAAAAGAAUUCACAUCAACAAUCCCACUGCUGUGAGGAGAGGCAUUGGAUGCCUGAAGGACUUUAGACUCGAUUUUACGAGAUAUUCUGAGAACUGGAGAGGGGCCUCGGCGACGAUAGUCCCUACACCGGAUGCUCACGUGUGGGGGGCUAUUUGGGAAAUUGAUCUGUGUAAUUUGGCAGAUUUGGAUCGUCAGGAGGGAGUUGAUGAUGCGAUUUAUUUUCCACUUGAAGUCGAUGUGGAGAGGCCUGAGGGGGGGACUGUCAAAUGCCGGGUUUAUCAGCAGUGUAAUAAUCCGAGGGAGUGUAUACAUGUUGCAAAAUUGCCAGAGCAACGACAGCCUUCACUAGUUUAUCUAACAACGAUGUUCAAAGGAGCUGAAGAAAGUGGAAUUCCCAGCAGCUACGUAGACUACCUGAAGUCUGUUAAGCACAAUGGAUACGCAGGAAAGGUAGACAUCGGCCUGGCUCAGAGUGAAAUAUGAAGGACUUGAUGGGAGCAUCUCCAGCGAACUCUCGGUACUGCGGGCUCUCCGUGGCCAGUCGAGCCGCUUCCUCGUCACUGAGGGUGUCCAGUAUUUCCCUGCGGACCUUGAGUUUCUCCAGACCGUUGCCAUUUACCUGAAUACACGAAUCAAUCAUUUAUUUUUCUAUCAAUUAAUAUAUGUAAAAUAAUAAGAAUAAAGAAAAGGAAUUUUGAAAA
Molecule: messenger RNA, 928 nt
Organism: Diachasmimorpha longicaudata
Lineage: Eukaryota; Metazoa; Arthropoda; Insecta; Hymenoptera; Braconidae
Product: gamma-glutamylcyclotransferase-like
Exons: 4
Coding region: 183-710 (175 amino acids)
Molecular function (GO): gamma-glutamylcyclotransferase activity
Source: RefSeq, a predicted model, not a curated record